AUGUUUAAUGAUGAUCAAAAUACAAAUAAUUACUAUCAAUCGAAGCUAGGGAUAGAUAGACCUGCCGUUGAUUUUAGUUCAUCAGUUUGCAAUUUUUUGAAAAAUGAUAUAUACAAGAGACAGUUCGAAAGGAAGCUGUAUGUCAAUCACCCAAUUUACUUUAGAAGAAUAAAACCAUUAUUUUGUUAUAGUAAUAUGAUUGAUAGAUAUGAUGGUGUACUAACACAUUUGGCAUAUUCUUGUUUAAAUAAAAGUAAAGGGAUGAUUGUAAGUUUGAAAUGGUUUAAUGAUGGUAAGAGAUUAUUAACAGGAACACAAUUAAGUGAGCUAGCCAUAUGGAAUGGAUGUUAUUUUAACUUUGAAGAUAUGAAAAGAAUACCAAUAGGUGGUGGUGCAGUAUCUUGUUUAGAAUGGUCUAAAAAUGAUAAUUUAUUUGCAGGAAAUUCAUUAGGUCAAAUUGUUAUUUUAUCUUCUGCUUUAAAUUUAUUAGAUAAUUAUGCAUUUGAAGGAUUAACAAAAAGUGUAUUAGACAUAAGUUUAUCCUGUUGUAAUACGAAAUUAGCUGGAUGUGCUGAUACUUGCAAUCCUAUUAUUUGGGAUAUAAAAACAAGAAAAAUUAUAAAAAAUUUAAAAUGUAAAAAUAUAGAUACUAAUAAUACUAGUUGCUUAGCAUGGAAUCCUAUUAAUGAUAUCGUAGCUAGUGGUAAUAGAACACAGACCAUAUCUCUUUGGGAUAUAAGAAUUAAUAAACCUAUUACAUCUAUUAAUGCACAUAAAGCAAAUGUAAAUAAGGUCAAAUGGAAUUAUAAUGGCUUAUAUUUACUAAGCUGUAGUAAAGAUAGUUUAAUCAAAUUAUGGGAUAUUAGAAACUUUAAAUUAUUAUAUUCUUAUAAAAAUGAUCAAAUUUAUGGCAGUACUACUACUGUAACUACUAGUGGUGGUAGAUUUAACCUAAAUUAUGAACCUACCUAUAUUGCAUGGAAUCCCAUUCAAAAUCAUAUUUUUGUAAGUUCGGACAAUAAGGGAAAUAUUAAAUUUUAUAGCACAAAUGAUAAUAAAUGUAUUCAAACCAUUGCUUCAGCUCAUGGUAUUGAUAAACCUUGUUCUAUAUCCCUAUUAGACUGGAAUCCUUUAGGGCAUUUACUUACCUCAUUUGGAGAUGAUAAAUUAUUGAAAUUCUGGUCUGCAUCUAGUUGUGAUUCUAUUAUUGCGAAAGAAAUAGAUGCAAAACCUUUAAUAAGCCUUAAUAAUAGUGGAUCUUUUCCUAAUUCUAGAUAUAUCAAUGAUCAAAGUAUAUUAGAUGUUAGCAGUAAUCAAUCUAUUUUUGACUCAGAAGAAGAGAGUUACAAACCUUGUAAAAUGAACAACAACUACUACAAAAAGGUUAGCACAAGGGGAAAAAGGAAAAAAAAAAAAAAACAAUAA
Molecule: messenger RNA, 1425 nt
Organism: Plasmodium malariae
Lineage: Eukaryota; Apicomplexa; Aconoidasida; Haemosporida; Plasmodiidae
Gene: PFS2
Product: polyadenylation factor subunit 2, putative
Exons: 2
Coding region: 1-1425 (474 amino acids)
Cellular component (GO): mRNA cleavage and polyadenylation specificity factor complex
Molecular function (GO): protein binding
Source: RefSeq, a predicted model, not a curated record